ACUGAAAAUAAGUCCUUUUGGAGACAUAUCCCAAAUAUGGCCCAGGAUUCCCUUGCCGUCAGGCAGAAAUGAGGGUUGGAUCAUCCCCACAUUUGCGGAAAGUGUUUUCUACAUCUCGAUGUCUCUUGAAGUACACUCCACAGGCUUCCUUUCUGACUAAGAAUGAAUGUUCACCAGGGCAGUGAUGGCGACUGGUUAUUGCAGCCAGAGCUCAGCUUCCUAGGAGAUGAGACCUUAGCUGCCACUCAAGAGAAAGAAAGCAGCAGCUUGGUGUCCUCUGGUCUUCCUAGUCUCACUUAUCCCCUAGCUGCCAGGAAUGAAGACUUUGCACUUGACUCAGCCCCUCAGCCAGCCGCAAGCCUUCAGCAUCCUCACAUAAUGCCACUUCCUGAAGACAACAAGGGCUCCUGCUUCCAGAGUGGGAGCAGGCGGAGCCGAGAGCCCUUCCUUGUUCCAGAGAGGUCUGGAAGUGGUGGCUUAGGCUUUGGAGGUAGCUCUCAGGCCCCAGAGAAAGUGACACUUCUUGUGGACGGCACCCGUUUUGUGGUAAAUCCUCAAAUUUUCACUGCUCAUCCGGAUACCAUGUUGGGAAGGAUGUUUGGGCCAGGAAGAGAAUACAACUUCACACGGCCCAAUGAAAAGGGAGAGUACGAGAUCGCAGAAGGGAUCAGCGCCACUGUGUUCCGCACAGUUCUGGAUUAUUACAAAACUGGCAUCAUCAACUGUCCAGAUGGCAUCUCCAUCCCAGAUCUCAGGGACACCUGCGACUAUCUCUGCAUUAACUUUGACUUCAACACUAUCCGGUGUCAGGAUCUGAGUGCUCUACUGCACGAGCUGUCCAACGAUGGUGCCCACAAGCAGUUUGACCACUACCUCGAGGAACUGAUUCUGCCCAUCAUGGUGGGCUGUGCCAAGAAAGGCGAGCGAGAGUGUCACAUCGUUGUGCUGACAGACGAGGACUCCGUGGACUGGGAUGAAGACCACCCCCCACCCAUGGGGGAAGAGUAUUCCCAAAUUCUUUACAGCUCCAAGCUCUACAGAUUCUUCAAAUACAUCGAGAAUCGAGAUGUUGCUAAAACUGUGCUGAAAGAGCGAGGCCUGAAGAACAUUCGAAUUGGAAUUGAAGGUUACCCGACCUGUAAAGAAAAGAUCAAGAGGAGGCCUGGUGGGCGGUCUGAAGUUAUCUACAAUUAUGUGCAGCGCCCUUUUAUCCAGAUGUCCUGGGAAAAGGAGGAAGGAAAGAGUCGCCAUGUGGAUUUCCAGUGUGUCCGCAGCAAAUCCCUCACUAAUCUGGUGGCCGCUGGAGAGGACGUCUUGGAAGACCAGGAGAUAAUGAUGCAUCACCCGCCUCAGGUGGACGAGCUCGACCGGCUAAACGCGCCGCUUGCUCAGAUGGCUCCGAAUGACUUUCAAGAUUAGGAACAGACGGCAUCUGCCCAUUGCUGGAGCUCUCUCUGUGGGUACCCCCAGCCAGGCCUCCCUGCCCUCUGGUUUCUCACCCUUAGGAGAUGCUUCCUCCUGUCUCCUUCCCCCCGAGUCAUGACUGUGCCCUUUUCUGGGCCCGCCUCUGACUGGGUGAAGAAGCUCUCUGGAAAUCAGGCAGUCGGCUUUACCAGCCCUGGCAAAGAAACCGUUUGGGUCUGGUGCUCCGUUGAAUCUCUGCACAACUGAGGGAGAGGACGUGGGCGGGGCCUCACAUCUGCACAGCAGCCUACUCUCCAUCUGUGGGUGGCUUCGCAUCAGAUAGAGCUCUCAAUAGCAAAGGACCAAACGUCAGAGGAGACAGCCGGGGUGGUGUGCCCACCUGUGUGGGCUGUGUACCAGGGUGGGUGAAAGGCGGUGCCUGGGCACUGCACCCAGAUGCCAUCUGGAUAGAAUGUGUGAAAGGAAUUCCCAAGAGCAUCAGCUCAGUGCUGCUUUUCACUAACACAGGAGCAAACUGACCCACAAGACAGGGUCUACGGCUGGAAGAGCAGUGACCCAGGGCUGUGCCUGUGCAGCCUGAUGCUUCAUUUGGAAGUGAAACUUGCAAAUGAGGUGACAGAAUGGCUCCAGAUUGGGCCAGCCGGACCCUCUUCUGGCAGGAAGCCAAGUACCUGUCCCCAGAGACAGCGCGUGACUGUGGGUGUGGUAGGAGACUGAUACCUUGAGGAUUUGCUUGCCAUCCUUUGAGCUCCAGGGGGGAGGGCAUCUGGUGAGCUGGGCAGGUGCUGCCCCAGGGCUCUCACACCAGUAUGCUCACUUUUUAAAAAAAACAGAACAAAAAACCACAGGCCAUUAGCAACCGGAACACAGUAAGAAGGUGAUACUCUGUGGUCAUCCCCCAAAUCAGGUCAGGCCUUGUUUAGUUUAUCUGUCCAUGCUUCCCUGUGUGGAAGAUGGCCGUCCAGGUCAUUCCCCAGUCCUUCCUCUGACAUUUCCAUGGUCGUUUGCAGAGUCAAGCCAGACAGCAGUGUCUGCGGUUAUCUUUCUUCCUGGUAGAAGGUGACCUUUGAACCUGUCCUCCACCCUGGGCAUUUCCCAGCAUAGGUGGUCAUAAGCUGUCUCCUUCAAGCUCCCUAGAGAUCACCUUUGGCUUCCAGAAGGCCCUGUAUAGCGCACUGCUUGACGGCAAUAGAAUCAGGUUUGGAAGCGCUCUCCAGUGUUGAAGAACACGUGUGCUUCAGUGUCCUGUGCUUGUGGCAUCACGGUGGGAGAUGGUGUGAGAUCUUCCUUGCUCAGAAAAGAACUGAAGGGUAACUAAGCGGCUCCAGUUUGUGCAGUGACAUUGGCGUCUUGGCGAGGCGGCAUCCAGAAUGAGCUCAGGUUAUGCGCAUCCAGAGGUCACCUGUGAAGCUGCUUGGCUCGGGUCGAGGCCAGGUCUGGUGACUUUGUUGGUGCUACACGGUUGCAGCUGUCCAGCCCAGGGUCAGUGGUGCCUCCUGUUUCUCAAUGGCCACUGUGUGUGUGCUGUGUGUAAUGUCAGAUGUGAGCACAAUCCUUUGUGUGUCCUUUGUAGUUGGUUCACUGGCUUUGGCUUUUUUUUUUUUUUUUUUUUUGGUUCUUUUUUUCGGAGCUGGGGACCGAACCCAGGGCCUUGCGCUUCCUAGGCAAGCGCUCUACCACUGAGCUAAAUCCCCAGCCCCAGGCUUUGGCCUUUUAUGACCUAGGUCUUAACCCCGAAACACUCCGGUCAUGGGGUUUGACUAGGAGGCAGUCUAAAGACCGCUCCAGUGACACUGGAUGGGGGGGACUGAAGGAAAGGCUUGGGACAUGGGCUCUUGUGUAGAGGGAAGCUUUGUGUGCUCUCAGCCCCACCCUUACCUUUCAGUGUCGUUUGGUGUCUUGCCUACUGUUCUCAGUGUUGGGACAUUUUUUCUUUUUUCCUUUUUUUGGGGGGGAGGGGAGGGAAGGGUGGGUCAAAACAAGGUUUCUCUGUGUAGCCCUGACUGUCCUGAACUUACUCUGUAGACCAGGCUGGCCAGACCUCAAACUCGAGAUCCACCUGCCUCUGUCUCCAGAGUGCUAGGAUUAAAGGUGUGAGCCACCAUUGCCUGGCCCCAAAUUGGGACAUUGUUUAAUGGUGGGACCUUGCAGGACCAAGGGCUGGGUUACAGUUGUCUUUGGAGUUGAUUACUAACUGUGACAGAGAGGAUUUUUCUCAUAAAAAGAUUUUGGGCUCAGUGUCUUUUGUAAGUGCCUAGAUAUGUAAGCUGGCUGUGCACAGAAAGUCUUAUGAGAACGGUGACAUUAAACCUCAGAGUCUGAGAAUCUUACAAGAUAAAAGAUAAGGCUGAGCCUGAGGUCGGACCUGCUUGCUGUUGCAGUCUGUGGAGCUGAUAGGGAACGCCUGCACCAGGAGUUGGUGAACGGGGCACAGUGUUAGAAUGUAACGGAUGGGGGUGAUGGCAAAAUUUGAGGAAGAUAGGAGGGAAGUGGGUAACCCAGUCAUUUAACCAGCGCCUCAGGAGAUGCUGUGUAAUGUCUGAUGUGUACAGGCCCGAGUGCUCUUCAGGAAAUCCAGGAAGGGGCAUCUUCUCGGAGUCAGAGAAUGUGCCUUAGGGAAAUAAAUGUUCCGAGCACAGGCUUCAACUCAAGUGGAGAGUUUUAGUGUUGGCCAUCAGCGACUUCUGAGGUCAGUGCAACGAGCUCAGGAGGAUACUGCUGCCCUUUUAGGAGGCAGAGCCACUCCAGUGUCUGCUGAUGGACUUCUAAUCUGGAGAAUUAUAUUCUCCCCUAAGGGCAAUGUGUGGAUUUUGCCUCUUACAUUUUAUUUACUUUGGAAGUUGCACUUGUUCACCUACCAGUGUUUACGGAAUCCUGUGUAUGGGAUGCUUUUUCUAUAAUAAAGUAUUUUUAUUUGUG
Molecule: messenger RNA, 4344 nt
Organism: Rattus norvegicus (Norway rat)
Lineage: Eukaryota; Metazoa; Chordata; Mammalia; Rodentia; Muridae
Source: RefSeq, a predicted model, not a curated record